Prosopis cineraria is the source of this 931-nucleotide messenger RNA. RefSeq lists its product as uncharacterized. Gene Ontology annotation, molecular function: ubiquitin protein ligase activity. The record is from RefSeq and is a predicted model, not a curated record. NCBI's taxonomy places the organism in Eukaryota, Viridiplantae, Streptophyta, Magnoliopsida, Fabales, Fabaceae. The transcript has 5 exons. Bases 274 to 837 code for a protein of 187 amino acids.
GAUAUAAAUUACAAGUCUUCUCACUGUCUUGUCGGUUAGGUUUUCCAAACAUUCGUGCGGAUUUAAAUUUGAUUUUUAAUAAUCCCAACAAUCUGAAUUUUACAUGCAGGCGGGUGUUUGAUAGAAUAGCUCAAUAGGUUUGCCUUCUUGGUGGGGUUGAUGUAAUAAGAAUUUGGGUGCUUAACGCGCCCGUGAGUUUUUUCCGGCCUUCGUCUCCCUUAUUGCUAUUUCUUUUUGCCACAACCGUCUUGCGAUUUGAUUGUUUGGAUUGAAAUGGAGGGUCCUCCUUCCAACGAUCUUUGUUCGGUGUGCCACGGAGACUACAACAAUCCUUGCCAAGCCAAUUGCUCACACUGGUUUUGCGGAAGUUGUAUUAUGCAAGUGUGGCGCCAUGGAUCAACUGUCAGGCCAUGUAAAUGCCCCCUAUGUCGUCGUCAAAUUACUUUGCUGGUUCCAACAGAGGACUUGUUGAGGCAGCGAUAUGACCCUGAAGUUGCUGAGGUUCUACAAAAUAUUGAGGCAUACAAUCGUUUGUUUGGUGGUCAGGCAACUGGUCUUGUUCAGAGAAUGCAAGAUCUUCCUUUUCUCUUGCGAAGGCUGCUGCGAGAGCUGAUGGAUCCUCACAGAACACUUCCCCUUGUCAUUAAGGCUCGUGUCUACAUUGCAAUGAUAUCAAGUGCUGCCUACAUUGUAAGCCCUGUUGACAUUAUUCCAGAAGCGAUACUGGGAAUAUUUGGUUUGUUGGAUGAUGUCCUUAUUGCGCUCAUCUGCUUCCUUUAUGUUGCUUCUGUUUAUAGAUCAGUACUCUAUUUCCGUCAUGGGGGCUCCCGGGCCUGAACCGGUAUAAUUUGCACUGCAAGGUCCUUGACAAUAUGUGCUUGUUUACAUUGUUUUAUACGUAAUUUGUUAUACAUUUGCUUUUUCUUUCUUU